Messenger RNA from Triplophysa dalaica, 2101 nucleotides. RefSeq names its product aarF domain containing kinase 1 (gene adck1). Gene Ontology annotation, biological process: mitochondrion organization; lipid homeostasis. The transcript has 11 exons. Bases 69 to 1634 code for a protein of 521 amino acids. NCBI's taxonomy places the organism in Eukaryota, Metazoa, Chordata, Actinopteri, Cypriniformes, Nemacheilidae. Gene Ontology annotation, cellular component: mitochondrial inner membrane. The record is from RefSeq and is a predicted model, not a curated record.
GUUGAAAGGUCAUAGCAAAACCGGUUGCUGGAUGACGGCGUGGGAACACAGUCAAUGAAGGAUCUCACAUGGCUGGUCGACUACUGAAAGUAUCAUCUGUUGCCACUGCAGUAUUCGCAUCCUCUGGGUUCUACCUGUACAGCAAAAAUCUUGACCUCAAUGACCAUAGCAUCAUCCGAUUUGGGAGGGCAGCUGUGACGACAGCUGUUAUCAGUUAUGACUACCUCACGGCUCUCAGAGAUGUGCAAUAUGGCACCGAAGACUACUGGGUUGUCAAAUCAAAGCUUCACCUGCGCUCGGCAGAGAGACUCAGGGACUUGUGUUGUGCUAACAGAGGCACCUUCAUUAAAGUGGGCCAGCACCUGGGGGCCCUGGACUAUCUGUUACCUGAGGAGUACACCAGCACGCUGAAGGUCCUUCACAGCAAAGCACCCCAGAGCUCUAUGGAGGAGAUCAGACAGGUCAUUCAGGAAGACCUGGGGAAAGAGCUCGGUGAGCUUUUCAUCCAGUUUGAAGAGAAGCCCCAGGGGGCCGCCUCCCUCGCUCAGGUCCACAGAGCGGUUCUUCAGGACGGUAGAACCGUUGCAGUGAAGGUGCAGCAUCCCAAGGUCCAGCAGCAAAGCUCCAAGGACAUCAUCGUGAUGGAGUUCCUUGUGCAGGUUGUCCAUUGGUUGUUUCCAGACUUUGCUUUCAUGUGGCUGGUGGAGGAGGCGAAGAAGAACAUGCCUCUGGAGCUGGACUUCCUCAACGAGGGCCGGAAUGCCGAGAAACUAGCAGAUAUGUUGAAGCAGUUCGACUUUUUGAAGAUCCCAAAGAUUCACUGGGAACUUUCCACCAAACGUAUUCUUACAAUGGACUUUGCUGAGGGCGGUCAGGUCAACGAUCGAGAAUACAUGAGUAAACAUAGUAUCAAUGUCAAUGAGAUCUCCCAGAACUUGGGCAAGAUGUACAGUGAGAUGAUAUUCGUCCACGGUUUUGUGCACUGUGAUCCUCACCCUGGCAACGUGCUGGUUCGGAAAGGUCCUGAGAGCAAUAAGACGGAAAUUGUGUUACUCGAUCACGGUCUGUAUCAGGUGCUGAAGCAGGACUUCAGGCUGAACUACUGCAAGUUGUGGCAGAGUUUGAUAAGGGGAGAUAUGAAGGGCAUCGAGCGUUACAGCAGGCGAUUAAGUGCAGGAGAUCUCUACCCUCUAUUUGCGUGUGUCCUCACCGGACGCUCUUGGAAGUCAGUGAACGAUGGCAUCAGUCAGUCCCCUGUCACUCAAUCGGAGGAUGUGGAGAUCCGUACGAACGCAGCGCUCUACCUCCCUCAGAUCAGUGACCUUCUGAACAGGGUUCCCCGGCAGAUGCUCCUGCUUCUGAAGACCAACGACCUGCUGAGAGGCAUCGAGACCAUCCUGCAGACCCGAGCCAGUUCCAGCUCCUUCAUCAACUUGUCCCGCUGCUGCACACGUGCCAUUGCCAGACACCAGAGGGGUAAAACCACGUCCAGGAGCAGGCGACUGCAGAUCUCGCUGUCUGAGCGUUGGGCUCUGUGCCAGAUAGGCCUGUAUGAACUUAUGUUGUGGCUCCGCAGCUCUGCGCUGGCCAGAUGGGUCUCACAUCUCAUCGGCUGCCUUCCGUGCCCAAAUUGAGACGCCGGUAUCAUGCCAUGUCACCCCGGCCAGUUCCCUUCUGAGCUAAACAAUGAAUGAACUCCGUACACUUCACAGUGCAUCGUGUUUAUUCAUGGACCUUUUUAAUGAUCAUAGUGUCAAAUGAACAAAAUGGACUUUUAAACAGGUUUUAGUAGUGCACAGACUUCAUUGGUUCAUAUAAAAGUAAUGGAAAAAGUGACAGAAUGGUCAUGUGAUCAGUAUGUAUUAGAGCCAAUGGUCACUCCAUGCUUGCCUUCCUGUUAUUUAUUUUGUUACUGUAUUUACAGCCAAUAUGCAAUUUUACAGUAUCCCAAACUUGUGAAGUCCUGUAUGGAAACUGCAUUGAGGUGCUUUGUGUAUGUUCUCUAGAUCUCCACAGAUUUAAAGAGAUAGUUCACCCAAAAAUGAAGAGUUUAUUUGCAAAAACAAAUAACUCUAUUUAAAUAAAAAUACAUUUAAAAGAA